Messenger RNA from Lemur catta (Ring-tailed lemur), 5103 nucleotides. It is a transcript of the gene DENND1A, whose product is annotated as DENN domain containing 1A. The transcript is spliced from 23 exons. Lineage: Eukaryota; Metazoa; Chordata; Mammalia; Primates; Lemuridae. Gene Ontology annotation, molecular function: guanyl-nucleotide exchange factor activity; phosphatidylinositol phosphate binding. Gene Ontology annotation, biological process: endocytic recycling; endocytosis. The record is from RefSeq and is a predicted model, not a curated record. The coding region runs from base 232 to 3318 and encodes 1028 amino acids. Gene Ontology annotation, cellular component: cytosol; clathrin-coated vesicle.
CGCGCGCCGGGGACGCGCGCCGGCGACCAUGGCGUUUGCCGGGCUCGAGCGAGUACUUUAACCCCUGGAGGCGGCGGCGGCGGCGAGGGAGCGAGCCUCGAACGGGCGGGCCCCAGCCUGAGGGAAGGGAGGAAGGGGCGGGGAGAGCGCCAGAGGGAGGCCGGCGGCGGUGGGCGGGCGGGCAGCGCAGCGCCGAGCGGGGCCGCGGGCCCAUGAGGAGGCCCGGGGACCAUGGGCUCCAGGAUCAAGCAAAAUCCAGAGACCACGUUUGAAGUGUAUGUUGAAGUGGCCUAUCCUAGGACAGGUGGCGCUCUUUCAGAUCCUGAGGUGCAGAGGCAAUUCCCGGAGGACUACAGUGACCAGGAAGUUCUACAGACUUUGACCAAGUUUUGUUUCCCCUUCUAUGUGGACAGCCUCACAGUUAGCCAAGUUGGCCAGAACUUCACGUUCGUGCUCACUGACAUUGACAGCAAACAGAGAUUCGGGUUCUGCCGCUUAUCUUCAGGAGCGAAGAGCUGCUUCUGUAUCUUAAGCUAUCUCCCCUGGUUCGAGGUAUUUUAUAAGCUACUUAACAUCUUGGCAGAUUACACAACAAAAAGACAGGAAAAUCAGUGGAAUGAGCUUCUUGAAACUCUGCACAAACUUCCCAUCCCUGACCCAGGAGUGUCUGUUCAUCUCAGCGUGCAUUCUUAUUUUACUGUGCCUGAUACCAGAGAACUUCCCAGCAUACCUGAGAAUAGAAAUCUGACAGAAUAUUUUGUGGCUGUGGAUGUAAACAACAUGUUGCAUCUGUACGCCAGUAUGCUGUACGAACGCCGCAUACUCAUCAUUUGCAGCAAACUCAGCACUUUAACUGCCUGCAUCCACGGGUCUGCUGCGAUGCUCUACCCCAUGUACUGGCAGCACGUGUACAUCCCCGUCCUGCCCCCGCAUCUGCUGGACUACUGCUGUGCUCCCAUGCCCUACCUCAUAGGAAUCCAUUUAAGUUUAAUGGAGAAAGUCAGAAACAUGGCCCUGGAUGAUGUCGUGAUCCUGAACGUGGACACCAACACCCUGGAAACCCCCUUUGAUGACCUCCAGAGCCUCCCAAACGAUGUGGUUUCUUCACUGAAGAACAGGCUGAAGAAGGUCUCCACGACCACUGGCGACGGUGUGGCCAGAGCGUUCCUCAAGGCCCAGGCUGCUUUCUUCGGGAGCUACCGGAACGCUCUGAAAAUCGAGCCGGAGGAGCCGAUCACCUUCUGUGAGGAAGCCUUCGUGUCCCACUAUCGCUCUGGAGCCAUGCGGCAGUUCCUGCAGAACGCCACGCAGCUGCAGCUCUUCAAACAGUUUAUUGAUGGUCGAUUAGACCUUCUCAAUUCUGGUGAAGGUUUCAGUGAUGUUUUUGAAGAGGAAAUCAACAUGGGCGAGUAUGCUGGCAGUGAUAAACUCUACCAUCAGUGGCUGUCCACCGUCCGGAAAGGAAGUGGAGCAAUUCUGAAUACGGUAAAAACAAAAGCAAAUCCAGCCAUGAAGACUGUCUACAAGUUCGCAAAAGAUCAUGCAAAAAUGGGAAUAAAAGAGGUGAAAAACCGCUUGAAGCAAAAGGACAUCGCUGAGAAUGGCUGUGCCCCAACCCCAGAAGAGCAGCUGCCAAAGACAGCACCAUCCCCACUGGUAGAGGCCAAGGACCCCAAGCUCCGGGAAGACCGGCGGCCAAUCACAGUCCACUUUGGACAGCCACAGAGACUCCGUCCCACCCGACCGCCGCCUCCCAAGAUACAGCGCUCGAGGCCCGUGCGCCCGCCCCGUCCACACGUUGUGAAGAGACCGAAGAGCAACAUCACAGUGGAAGGCCGGCGGACGUCUAUCUCGAGCCCCGAGCAGCCACAGCCCUAUCGGACGCUCAAGGAGUCAGACAGUGCAGACGGCGAGGAGGUGGAGAGUCCGGAGCAGCGAGCGCGGAAGCCCUUGGGCCCUGCCCCAGCUCCCCCUGACCGGGCCGCCAGCAUUGACCUUCUGGAAGACGUCUUCAGCAGCCUGGACAUGGAGGCCCCCCUGCAGCCGCUGGGCCAGGCCAAGAGCUUGGAGGACCUCCGGGCCCCCAAAGACCUGAGGGAGCAGCCAGGGUCCUUUGACUAUCAGAGGCUGGACCUGGGCGGGAGCGAGAGGAGCCGCGGGAUGAUGGUGGCCUUGAAGCUUGCCCACCCGUACAACAAGCUGUGGAGCCUGGGCCAGGACGACAUGGCCAUUCCCAGCAAGCCCCCAGCUGCCUCCCCUGAGAAGCCCUCCGUCCUGCUUGGGAACUCCCCAGCCCUUCCCCGAAGGCCCCAGAAUCGGGAUAGCAUCCUGAACCCCAAUGACAAGGAGGAGGUGCCCACCCCCACUCCAGGCAGCAUCACCAUUCCCCGGCCCCAGGGCAGGAAGACCCCAGAGCUGGGCAUCGUGCCUCCACCACCCACUGCCCGCCCAGCCAAGCUCCAGGCUGCCAGCACCCCACUCGGUGACUUCUCAGAGCGGCUGCAGGCGGAUCGGGAGAAGAGAGCCGCCCUGAGCCCAGCCCUGUUCCCAGGGCUCCUCCCCAGUGUUGCUCCCCAAGGCCCCACUGAACUGCUCCAGCCACUCAGCCCGGCCCCGGGGGCUGUGGGCACCGACAGUGAUGCCCUGCUCGCCCUCCUGGACCCACUUAACACAGCCUGGCCAGGCAGCACCCUUCCACCAUGCCCUGUCACCCCAAAUGUAGCCACCCCAUACACCCCCCAGUUCAGCUUUCCCCCUGCAGGGACCCCCACCGCAUUCCCACAGCCACCACUCAACCCCUUUGUCCCAUCCAUGCCAGCAGCCCCACCUGCCCUGCCCCUGGUCUCCACACCAGUUGGGCCUUUCGGGGCCCCUCCAGCCUCCCUGGGGCCGGCUUUUGCACCUGGCCUCCUGCUGUCCGGUGCUGGCUUCUGCACCCCUCACAGGUCUCAGCCCAGCCUGUCCGCCCUCUCCAUGCCCAACCUCUUCGGCCAGAUGCCCAUGGGCGCCCACACCAGCCCCCUGCAGCCGCUGGGGCCCCCAGCAGUCGCGCCCUCGAGGAUCCGAACGUUGCCCCUGGCCCGCUCCAGUGCCAGGGCUGCUGAGGCCAAGCAGGGGCUGGCCCUGAGGCCGGGAGACGCCCCCCUCCUGCCUCCCAGACCCCCCCAGGGCCUGGAGCCAGCACUGCGGCCCUCUGCUCCUCAACAAGCCAGAGACCCCUUUGAGGAUUUGUUGCAGAAGACCAAGCAAGACGUGAGCCCGGCCCCGGCCCCAGGCUCGGUGGAGCAGCUCAGGAAGCAGUGGGAGACCUUCGAGUGAGCCAGGCCUGAGGGCAGGCGAGCCAAGCCUGAGUGUGCAUCGCCCACUGCUGCGGCUCCGAGGCUCCCCUGCCACUGGUUCUGUCCAGGUUCUGCCGGUGGGUAGGGAUGGGACCCCUCUCUGCCACCCCCUGACGCCCUGGUCUCCACACCCACUGCCCAUCUCUGAGGGAAUGGCACCAGUUCUGGCCUAGGAAUCAACCCGGCCCCUGGGCACCCGUCCCACCCGGCCACGGCCCCUCAGCACCCCAACUGGGUUUUGCACUAAAGAGGUCAGUCAGCUGGGCCAGUGAUCGCCCAGACCACGUCCUACCCUCCUUCCCUCCGGAAACAUCCCGCAAGGCUCCGCAAAGCCUCUCCUCCUGAGCCCAGUUCUCCUCCCCCUACCGCAGCCCAGCCCUGCACACCCCACCUGGACGGGCACAGGCAUCAGUGUUACCCUCAAGUGUGGGCUCCUCUGCACGAGACACAGGUGAUUUGGGGGUUCGAAGUCAGGACUGCUUCCGGGUGGAGCAUCCACAUGGCGGGGCAUUUCCAAACCCUCUCUAGCAGUAUGCACAUGUGUUCUUUCCUGAGUCUUCACCCAACCCCAAACUUCAGCUGUUUCUGGCCUGGUAGGAUCUGGGUGCCGAAGGAUCUUGGGCUCCCCUUUGAUAGCCAAACCCAGCCCCAGCCACCCUGCACGGGGGCCGGGCACCAGCAACUCUGAUUUGUGGAAGAAAAAUAGAAACCCACAAAUCUCAGUGAGUGAGGAGGAAUCCCCAGCCCUCUGUCACUCUAAUACUUCCAGUUCUUCUUGUCUCUCCUGUCACCAUCAAAGCUCGGCUAAGCCUAUUGUCACUUGGGGGCUUCGUGGGCAAAGCUGAGAAGGAACGUCCCAGAUUUCAACUCAAAGGUCAAGCUUAACGUCGCAGAUUGACGUGGGAGCCCCAGCUCCCUGGGCUGGAGCAGGGUGGUGGCCCUGGGCCCCUUCUCCAGGGUCCCGGUGGUCUGGAGGCAGGAGUGGCUCCAGAAGCCUGUCCCUCCCCACCUGUCCCGAGCUUCUGGCCAGCACAGCAGUUCCUGAGGCCAGCAUCACCAAAGUUAGAUUGAAAUGUCUUGUUAUUGUUUCUUUUAUUUUUCUUUUCCUUUUUACUUUAUUGAUUUGAUGAAUCUUGAAAUUGAUUCAUUUCCAUAAAGCAAGUUAAAGUAUGGCCCAACCAUUUAAGAAAACAACCAUCUGAGACAUGCAGGAAAUUGUGAGCAUUUUGACCUGGUUUCUCAUUUCCUAUUUGUGAAUGGUCAGACACAGUCUAUGCAGAGUGUCUGAUGGAGCCAAGGGGGUCCCUGGAGGUCCCUGUCAUGCCAGGAAGCCCCCUGUGUGUCUGAGAGGCUGCUGUGCGUGCUGAGGCCUGACGGCCUGUCCAGCACACAGCCCGUCCUGGGUCCGCUGCGGCCCAGCUGGGCUUCUCUUACCAUCUGGGGAGCUCUGGCUGCUGGGGGAGCUGUGUCGCCUGGGCCAGUGGGCGUCUCCCCCGGCACUAGUGUUUCAGCGCAGGUUCCAGUUCUGCCCCCGACCCAGAGCAGACCCACAGGCCCAUCUGGGACAGGUCAGAGGAUGAGAAAAGAGGUGCUGGGCAGCCCCAGGGCAGGAGGCCCCACAGUCUCCCUGGCUGUGCUGGGGCUGGGGGCAGUGGCCCCGUGUUCACGUGAGCACUGCUGUCUCUUCACUUGCCGCAUUGAACUUGCAAACCCAAGGAGGAACUUUGUGUGUGCAUUCAAUAAAAUCUUCUUAGGAAAAGGCUGA